AUGACCUCCCCGUACGCGAAUUGGCCCACUGGCAUCAAGACAGAGUCCGACGCCUUUGCCGGAAUGCCACCAAGGCGAAGUGGCAGCAGAGACCACCACUCCCCCUACGGGACCUACCCUCCGGCUGAGACGCACCGCGGUAUGGCAUCACGUACUGGUAUGCGGCCUCAUUCAAGCUCCACGUCGAGCCUUAUGGGCGCCAUGGGUCCCGACGCGGCUCAGAUUGUUGGCACCCGGACCUCCGUCACUCCGCCUUCAGGCAUGACCCUGCCGUCCUGGAACCCUUCUCCAACGUCCAGCUCGUCGUACAUGGGUCCUGACGACAUGUCAACCUACAUGGGUAUGUCUGGCGGCGGUCACGUCGGCACCUUCGCGCCCAACGCCCAGUACAGCGACAUGUUCGUGUCUCCGGAGACCUCUCCUCGCGGAUUCGAGUACCCGGGAUCGAUGAUUGUGUCUCCAGCGCCGACCCCCGCGCCCCGUGGAAGCCACUCUCCACAAGACAAGGACAUCGAGAUCAACCGCCUCCGCCAGCGCAUCCGCGAACUCGAGCUCGUCUCCGGCUCCGACCGGCUCCGCAUCCGCGAGCUCGAGGCGGAGGUCUCGCGCGGGGUGUACCACGGCGGGCUCCCCUCUCCGAUGCCCACACCGCACCCGCGGCUGUCGUUCCAGGAGGAGUGGCGCGCGCGCACGAACGCGCGCGCGAAGCUCUACUGCUCGCUGAACCGCGCCGGCAACGCGCUGUGCGCGUGGCACGACUCGCAGGCGCUCUUCGAGGAGAGCCUGUCGCGGCACAAGGUCGGCAGCUACCACCCGGGCGAGAACGUGCGCAUGGACCCCGCGCUCCGCAACCCGCUCCUCAAGCUCCUCCAGGAGCGGUACGGGUACCAGGACGGCGACUUCGAGCGCGACCCUGUCACUGGAAACUGGAUCGAGGGCGAGGGCGCCGCGUACUGGGAACAGCAAGUCGCCUCGGGCGCGCACAUGCGCCGCCGACAGGACUCGGAACGUCGCUGA
Epithele typhae is the source of this 1017-nucleotide messenger RNA. RefSeq lists its product as uncharacterized. The coding region runs from base 1 to 1017 and encodes 338 amino acids. The record is from RefSeq and is a predicted model, not a curated record. The transcript is spliced from 3 exons. NCBI's taxonomy places the organism in Eukaryota, Fungi, Basidiomycota, Agaricomycetes, Polyporales, Epitheliaceae.